Panthera uncia (snow leopard) is the source of this 1809-nucleotide messenger RNA. It is a transcript of the gene SLC18A1, whose product is annotated as solute carrier family 18 member A1. Gene Ontology annotation, biological process: aminergic neurotransmitter loading into synaptic vesicle; transmembrane transport; xenobiotic transport. The coding region runs from base 1 to 1578 and encodes 525 amino acids. NCBI's taxonomy places the organism in Eukaryota, Metazoa, Chordata, Mammalia, Carnivora, Felidae. The record is from RefSeq and is a predicted model, not a curated record. The transcript is spliced from 15 exons. Gene Ontology annotation, cellular component: synaptic vesicle membrane; terminal bouton. Gene Ontology annotation, molecular function: serotonin:sodium:chloride symporter activity; xenobiotic transmembrane transporter activity.
AUGCUCAGGAUAGUUUGGGAUGCUCCUCAGCAGUUGCUAAAGGAGAGGAGAGAGUCCCGGAAGCUGGUACUGGUGGUGGUGUUUGUUGCUCUGCUCCUGGACAACAUGCUACUUACUGUAGUGGUGCCCAUUGUACCCAACUUCCUAUAUGCCACAGAGUUCAAAGAAAUCAACACUCCUCUGCACCUUGGCACCACCACAGUUUCCCAGCAUGUCCUUACUCCUCGUGCCUUUUCCACAAUCUUCUCCUUCUUUGGAAAUGACACCAUGGCUAUUAAAGAAAGUGCAACCAGUGGCACAGCAUGGACAGAUCGCACUUCUGGUACCAUCCCUCCUCUAGUCACUGAAGCCAUCCCAGCACAACAAAACAACUGCUUGCAAGGCACAGAGUUUUUGGAGGAAGAGAACAUACGGGUUGGGGUUCUGUUUGCUUCAAAGGCUCUGAUGCAACUUCUGGUCAACCCAUUCGUGGGACCUUUCAUCAACAGGAUUGGAUAUCACAUCCCCAUGUUUGUUGGCUUUGUUAUCCUGUUUCUCUCCACAGUUAUGUUUGCUUUUUCUGGUACCUAUACCCUACUUUUUGUGGCUCGAACCCUUCAAGGCAUUGGAUCCUCAUUUUCUUCUGUUGCAGGUCUUGGGAUGCUGGCAAGUGUCUACACUGAUGACUAUGAGAGAGGGCAUGCCAUGGGAAUUGCCUUGGGGGGCCUGGCUUUGGGAGUGCUGAUGGGAGCUCCUUUUGGAAGUGUGAUGUAUGUGUUUGUUGGGCGGUCUUCACCCUUCCUUAUAUUGGCCUUUCUGGCACUACUAAAUGGAGCACUCCAGCUGUGUAUCCUACAGCCUUCCAAAGUCUCUCCUGAGAGUGCCAAGGGGACUCCACUUCUUACACUUCUCAAAGACCCUUAUAUCCUGGUGGCUGCAGGCUCCCUCUGCUUUGCUAACAUGGGAGUGGCCAUGCUGGAGCCCACACUGCCCAUCUGGAUGAUGCAGACCAUGUGUUCCCCUGAGUGGCAGUUAGGUCUAGCUUUUUUGCCUGCCAGUGUGUCCUACCUCAUUGGCACCAACCUCUUUGGUGUGUUGGCAAACAAGAUGGGUCGGUGGCUCUGCUCCAUGAUUGGGAUGAUGGUUAUAGGUACCAGCUUGCUUUGUGUUCCUCUGGCUUAUAAUAUUUUUGGUCUCAUUGGCCCCAAUGCAGGACUUGGCUUUUCCAUAGGUAUGGUGGAUUCCUCUGUGAUGCCCAUCAUGGGACACCUGGUGGACCUGCGUCAUACCUCGGUGUAUGGGAGUGUCUAUGCCAUAGCUGAUGUAGCUUUUUGCAUGGGUUUUGCUAUAGGCCCAUCCACCGGGGGAGCCAUUGUGCAUGCCAUUGGCUUCCCCUGGCUUAUGGUCAUCAUUGGGGUCAUCAACAUCAUGUAUGCUCCUCUCUGUUACUACCUGAGAAGCCCCCCAGCCAAGGAGGAAAAGCUGGCAAUUCUGAGCCAGGACUGCCCCAUGGAGACCCGGAUAUGUGCAACUCAGAAGCCCACAAGGGAAUUUCCUCUGGGGGAAGACAGUGACAAGGAGCCUGGCAGUAAGCAGUAGCAGCAGAAAGUGGUCUCUGAGCCUUGUCACAUGUUGGAUCCAUGAGCCUUGGACUUCAGUGACCAAAGAGUGACCACCUCUUUCCCUAAUCAUGAGAUCUCUAUGGGCUGCUCAACAGGCUUUACUUCCCUCUCCCCUGGGUAUACCUCCCCCUACCCCCGACUUCCAUGAGUGCCAUUCCCCAGUUCUCUCCUUAUCAAUGUAACCCAUAGCUCUUCCUCUAAUGCUUUG